Messenger RNA from Nannizzia gypsea CBS 118893, 420 nucleotides. RefSeq lists its product as hypothetical. The transcript is spliced from 2 exons. The coding region runs from base 1 to 420 and encodes 139 amino acids. Lineage: Eukaryota; Fungi; Ascomycota; Eurotiomycetes; Onygenales; Arthrodermataceae. The record is from RefSeq and is a predicted model, not a curated record.
AUGGCCCUCACCCUCGCUCCCGCACCCAAACAAGAAGCUGUUCAGCCUCCGGUCGGUCAACUAAGCCCCUGGUCUCUUGGACCAGCGCAAUUUGCAACCUUCAUGAGGGAGGCUCAGUCGUUAAAGCUCAUUCGGGAGGUGCACACGCUAAGUGUGCACCAUGCAAGCCGCAGGUUAGACCUCAACACAAAUCCGGUGAAAGGGAAUCUUGUAAACGAGAAGAUGGACUUUUCCUUUUGCGACCAAGAACGGGGAAUCAGGAGAAACGGUGGGCAUCUUACUAACGUGGAGCGACAUGGCUGGAUGUCAGUCGCCGUCAGACGGUCUUGCGGCAGUUGGUGGCUGCAGCCGAUCGCCAACGUUAUGAUACGGAGUGCAGUUUGGGCCUCUCUUGUUGGCCACGAUGAUCUUCGCGACUAG